UGCCGACGAGCCCGUGCAGGAUUCGUUGAUACUGAAAAGAACCCGUGCCUCUUUUCCCAAAUCAUCAAAAUUUCCGGAGAGGCAAGGGUCGAGAACACCUCGUCCUGCAGCAUCACGCAAGCGAGGACACCCGGCGGCCGUCCUCGACCGUAAGCACGCAUCAAGUGUCAGCUUGAGGCUGAAAAGACUCCUUCUUACACGAUUCAUUGUCUUCAGCAAGUCUUCAACAGCCUAAAGAUGCCUCCACGAAACGAAGGCAUUCUCGACAGCCACGAGUGGGAUGAAGUUAAGCCUACCUGGUGCGACAAGUCCAAAUGGCUCGCAGAUGAAAGCGACUGGAAGCCUGCUUCCCUCGUACGAAUCAGGCGGCCAUCUCGACUGAAUAUCUCCAGCCUGAGCACCUUCUUCUGGCCCAUCAAAGACACCAAGAAUCCAGAGAAGCUGCGGCCCACAGCAUACCUCGACGGCCUACGAGGUUUCGCUGCCUUCUUGGUGUACUGGCACCACAAUCAACUAUGGGCUCAUGAACCUCACGUUCAAAACAGAAUCUUUGAAAACGCCUUUGGAUACGAAAAUAAAUAUCACUUCAUUGCCUUUCCCGGCAUCCGCCACUUAUUCACUGGAGGCCACUUCUCAGUAUCAGUCUUCUUCGUCAUAUCCGGCUAUGUUCUCUCAGCUAAACCUCUGAGCUUGAUCCAGUCCGGAGACCACGGAAAAUUCGCAGAGAAUGUCGGCUCGGCGUUAUUCAGGCGAUGGCUGAGACUUUAUCUCCCAUUGGCGGCAACAACUUUCUCUUACAUGACAUUCCUCCACAUGUUCAAUAUCUGGGUCGACAAUAUCGAACGUGCGCCAACUUGGAGAGAUGACGUCUGGCUCUAUUAUUGCGAGCUGAAGAACUUUAGCUUCGUCUUCACCACCGGAGGCGGUCCUUUCUUCAGUUGGAAUCCGCACCUUUGGUCCAUCCCUGUCGAGAUGAAGGGCUCAGUCAUCGUCUACACGUCGCUGCUCGCAUUUUCCAGGUGCACCAGAAACGCUCGACUCUGGUGCGAGGCUGGUCUGGCUUUUUACUUCAUGUACAUUGCCGAUGGAUGGUACGGAGCCAUGUUCGUCAUGGGCAUGAUGCUCUGCGAUCUCGACCUUCUAGCGAAGAAAAACGACCUCCCCAACUUCUUCAAGAGGCUGGAACCCGCCAAAAUAUUCAUUUACUACCACCUCUUCGCCGUCUCAAUGUAUCUCGGCGGUGUCCCGUCUUACACCGGAGACGUCAUGAAGAUGCGAGACAACCGCGGGUGGUACUAUUUAUCUUUUCUCAAGCCUCAAGCCGUCUUCGACUACAAGUGGUUUUACCUUUUCUGGGCAGCCGCAAUGCUGGUAUCUGCGGUCCCCCGAAUCUGGUGGCUUAAGAGAUUCUUCGAGACUCGCUUCUGUCAGUAUCUAGGGCGAAUCUCCUUUGCGCUCUACUUGGUCCACGGACCAGUCCUGGGGACUCUGGGCGAUCGACUCUACACAGCCGUUGGGUAUCACAAAGAGACAGAACGACAACAUCUCGCGCACCUGGUCGACAGGUUUCCGUUACCCAAAAUUGGGCCCCUCGGCUUGGAACCGGCCUUCCUUAUUCCUCAUGUGAUACUUCUGCCGGUCACUCUUUGGAUCGCUGAGGUUGUCACGAGGUUCAUUGACGAGCCUAGUGUGAGAAUUGCUCAAUGGCUCUACAGGAAAACACUGCCAACAGCGCCAGCAAAGGCUUGA
Molecule: messenger RNA, 1749 nt
Organism: Colletotrichum acutatum
Lineage: Eukaryota; Fungi; Ascomycota; Sordariomycetes; Glomerellales; Glomerellaceae
Product: acyltransferase
Exons: 1
Coding region: 238-1749 (503 amino acids)
Biological process (GO): polysaccharide biosynthetic process
Cellular component (GO): membrane
Molecular function (GO): acyltransferase activity, transferring groups other than amino-acyl groups
Source: RefSeq, a predicted model, not a curated record